Messenger RNA from Nanorana parkeri, 723 nucleotides. Its product is annotated as somatostatin-1-like. The transcript has 2 exons. Lineage: Eukaryota; Metazoa; Chordata; Amphibia; Anura; Dicroglossidae. Gene Ontology annotation, cellular component: extracellular region. The record is from RefSeq and is a predicted model, not a curated record. Gene Ontology annotation, molecular function: hormone activity. Gene Ontology annotation, biological process: regulation of cell migration. Bases 101 to 448 code for a protein of 115 amino acids.
AAAGAGAUCCUGAGAGCAGAAGCAGAAGAAACAGUCACAGCAGUUUCCUCAGCUCUGAUAUCACUGUCUCUGCAAUCAGCCAGGAGAUCUUAUUAUAGAGAUGCAGUCCUGUCGAGUGCGGUGUGUCCUGACCCUACUCUCACUAGCUCUGGCUAUGAGCUCGAUCUCAGCUGCACCUUCAGACCCGAGACUACGCCAAUUCCUACAGAAAUCCCUGGCAGCAGCAGGAAAACAGGAGUUGGCCAAGUACUUCCUGGCAGAAUUACUAUCAGAGCCAUCCCAAACAGACAAUGACGCUUUGGAAUCUGAUGACCUGCCCAGAGGUGCUGAACAAGACGAAGUCAGGUUGGAACUAGAACGGUCUGCAAACUCCAGUCCAGCUAUGGCCCCCAGAGAACGCAAAGCUGGCUGCAAGAACUUCUUCUGGAAAACAUUCACAUCUUGUUAGCCUUCACCAACCUCCCUACCCCUCCUUUAUUUUCCUACUCCUCCAACCCCAGACAAGCCUUGAUCACACAAGCCGAAGACUGUAAAUACCACACACAGUUAUGGUGAAUAAAAUAUAUUAAUUUGGAGUUGUUUAAUAAAACCUUUAGUUGAAAUUGUAAAUUAUUUGCUUGGGUUGUGAUUUCUUGAUAGUUCUUAUGAUAUGCACUUUUCAAUUCUCACAGAUGUACUAUUUUUUAAUUAUAUGUUGCAAUAAAGCGUGUUUCAAGCUAUGAA